This is a messenger RNA of Aspergillus candidus, 1610 nucleotides long. RefSeq names its product ubiquitin-protein ligase RMD5. Gene Ontology annotation, biological process: proteasome-mediated ubiquitin-dependent protein catabolic process. The coding region runs from base 288 to 1523 and encodes 411 amino acids. The record is from RefSeq and is a predicted model, not a curated record. The transcript is spliced from 4 exons. Lineage: Eukaryota; Fungi; Ascomycota; Eurotiomycetes; Eurotiales; Aspergillaceae. Gene Ontology annotation, cellular component: nucleus; cytoplasm; GID complex. Gene Ontology annotation, molecular function: protein binding; ubiquitin protein ligase activity.
ACGGAGUCGGUCAAUGUGGAACGGGACUGAUCGUCCACGUGACUUGUCUAUGGCGUAAUGGGCCGCCGGAUGGACUUAGGCUCUCUCAUGCACCCACCUGAUUGAUGAUCCCGGGCACCGACCCUGUGGAGAUAGUUCUCUUGUCGAUUCUUCAUAUUUGCGUCUAUCAGAAGUUUUCACCUCUCAUACUAGUGCUGAUCGAUCUGGAGUUCCCUUAUGGCUAUUUCCAACCCGCCUGACAAAGAGCGGUAACUUGGUCUCCGCUUUCAGACGUCCCGCUUGCCACCAUGGACCUUGUUCAGAAGGAGCACGAGAGGCUGUCCAAGAGACUGAAGGCCAACCAAGGGAUCAAGAAUGUUCAAUCUACGAUAGAUCUUCUUCAGUCUGCGCGGGAUGCCAUUGCAGCUGAUCCGAGCCAGGCGUCUAUCACCCUGGCCAAGCUGCAGAACCCCGUCAAAUCCUCGUUUGAUACAAUCAACGAUAGUCUCAAAGAGACCCAUAGCGGUCUAAACAAAUACUCGAAAUCGCUAGAUAAGCUUUUCAAAGACAGGCCCCUCCCAAGCACCGAACAUGACGUCCUAUCAUCCCACGAGAAUCUCAUCAACCGAGCCAUCGCCAUGCACCUUCUACGGGAAGGUCAAUUUUCCGUCGCCUCCACGUUCCUCAACGAAAUGACAGAGAAAAAAACGGGGUUACCAGAGCCGAGGCCCGAAUCGAGUUCACCUGAGAAUGCAGCGACGCUCCUCAAUCCCGAAGAAGUUCCCUCGAACGAGGUCCGAAAACAGUUCGCCACCAUGUACUACAUCCUGCACGAGCUGCAGGAAAACAGCAAUUUGCUCCCCGCAAUCCAGUGGUCAAGGGACAAUAAAGAGAUUCUACAAGCCCGAGGCAGUAAUCUAGAAUUCGAACUGUGCCGGCUGCAGUUCGUUUGGCUGUUCCAUGGCGGGCAGAUCCCACAGACCCCCGUUGCAUCUGGGCGACAGGCAGCUCUGGAAUACGCCCGGCGCGAGUUCCACGUCUUCUUGCCCCGCUAUCUGCGAGAGGUCCAGCAGCUCAUGGGUGCAAUGGCGUUCUGUCCAAACCUCCAAGACUCGCCUUAUCAAAACAUCUUCAACAACCCGUCAGCGUGGGCUGAUGUGGCUCAAUCUUUCACGCGGGAGUUCUGCUCGUUGCUUGGACUUUCGGCAGACUCUCCCUUAUACAUCGCCGCGACUGCUGGUGCAAUCGCCCUUCCUACAUUACUGAAGCUACAAACGAUCAUGAAGGCGAAGCGGACAGAGUGGACAUCGCAGAAUGAGCUACCGGUCGAAAUCCCUCUUCCACCCUCGUACUUAUUCCACUCCAUCUUCGUCUGUCCCGUGUCCAAAGAACAAACCACAGACGAAAACCCUCCGAUGAUGAUGCCCUGUGGGCAUGUGAUCGCAGAGGAGUCCCUCAAACGUCUGUGCAAGGGGAGUCGAUUUAAGUGCCCUUACUGCCCUAGCGAAAGCCAUCCCCGAGAAGCGAGGAAGGUAUUCCUCUGAACAUCACAGCGGGCGGCAAGGAGGGGAGUGGCAAUUAUUCGUCGCUGUUGUGACCAGGAUUCCAACGCAUAUUGAGCAUUUGAUGGG